UCCUUUUCUCCUCACUACCCUUCCCAACCUCAAAAGAACCAUUGACUAGCAUAUUCACACAACUACUUUAAGCGCCCGACUCCUAUAUCUGCGUUCAUCACACAACCACACCGCUUAUUAUGACUGGCCAUCAAGAAGGUGGCAGCACUGACCCGCCGCCAUAUAUCAACCUGUCUAACCAUCCGCUCUCCAGCGAGGAUAAGCGACUGCUUGAGAAGUAUGCUCCUUUGCCCAAGGGCUUUGAGGAGGAUGAACAUGGCGUAUUCCACUGGGUGAUUGAUGACUAUGACAAGAAGCUCAAGCAGUCUAAGGAGAAUAGCACUGUGUAUUCGCAGGCGUUUACCCUCGCUGGCUGCCAGUGGCAGCUCCACAUGUACCCGCAAAGCACUCUGCACCCAGAAUAUGUCGGUAUGCGUAUCAGAUGCGACACUGUGGAUGUUGUACCGGAAGACUGGGAAAAGUGUGUGGUGUAUGGAGUCGUCAUGUCGAAUGUCAAUGACCCUAACAGCUACGAGAACGCUACUUCAAGGUUCAGGGUGUCGCACAAGAUACCUGCGUCAGUGUACGACAAGUUUAUCAUCAGAGAAAAGCUCAGCAAGCGCCAGACAUAUAACGACAAGCCUGUCUUGGAAGACAACAAGGUGCGCGUCAGCAUCUAUAUGCGCACAAUUCUCGACGACACCGGUGUUCUGUGGGAGUACUUCAAGAAGGGGUACAGCUCGUACGAGCAAACCGGGUAUGCUGGGCUGCUCGCCCAGGACAGGUGCUUGCCGCUGGCUCCGCUCCUGCAGUCGCUGUUCCAUAUCAAGCAGCUGCGCACUACAAUGGAGUCAGCGGUAUAUGCCGACAACGAGCCUGACAGCUUGCUGGCGAUUGCACUGCUUGAGCUUUUUGCAGCGAUGAAGAAGAGCACGCGUCCAGUGAGCACGACAAAGGUGGAAUCCGCUGUCAAACUGCUUGGCGUCGCUACGCAGCCUUACCCGUCCAACAGCCAAAUCGGCGAAUUCACCGCCGCGUUCCUUGAGAGUCUUGUGGCAGGCCUGACCAAAGCAACUCGCUCAAAGCAUAUCGAGAUCUUGCUGGGAGGCCUGAAACGGACCACUACGAAGCGCGUGGGGGGCGGGGACACGAAGCGGCUUUCGUUCUUCCAGCGGCUAGGUUCCUCUGACAAAACCGUGGUUGAAUCGCCGGUCAACCCUCUACGCCUCAACAUUAGGGGGUUCCAUAGCGUCGCAGAUGCACUGCGCAACCACUUUAGCCUGCAUAUUUUGACUGGCGACGAGCGGCCACGAUCAAAGGGAAUCGUCCCGUAUGAUGCCACUGAGAAAAUAGAUCUGCUUUACCUGCCUUCCGUUCUCUUUAUCUACCUGAGUCGGUUUGACAUCGCAGGGACGCCAGCAAAGGUCACCAAAAGCGACGCAGAUAUCGAGUUCGAGGAGCGAUUGGAUAUGGCCGAGGUAAUUGCGGGGUCGGAUAUAAGCUCGAGUUCGUCCCGCUACACACUGUAUGGGGUCAUGGUCCAUCGAGGUGAUGCUGAGAGAGGAAACCACUUCUGCAUCCUGCGCCCAACCGUCGAUGACAAAUGGUUCAUAUUUGAGGAUGAGCUUGUUGUUCCCGUCAGGCGCGAUGAGGUAUUCGACCAGUAUGAUGCCAAGGACAUAGCGUGCUCGUUCAACGAAGCCAAGCGCCAAAGGGACAUCGUCGGAGCAAAGAGAUUCGCAAACGCCUAUAUGCUCGUGUAUGUCCGUGACGACAAGACCUCGAAAAUCAUUGGUAUGUGAAGAUAAUAAAUUCAUUUUGGUGCUCUGAACCACAAUACCCAUUGCACAUAGCAGGUAGCAUGUGGAUGUGGCAAAAUGGAUGUGGACCG
Linderina pennispora is the source of this 1870-nucleotide messenger RNA. RefSeq names its product cysteine proteinase. Gene Ontology annotation, biological process: protein deubiquitination. Bases 120 to 1781 code for a protein of 553 amino acids. Gene Ontology annotation, molecular function: cysteine-type deubiquitinase activity; protein binding; cysteine-type endopeptidase activity. The transcript has a single exon. Gene Ontology annotation, cellular component: cytosol; nucleus. NCBI's taxonomy places the organism in Eukaryota, Fungi, Kickxellomycota, Kickxellomycetes, Kickxellales, Kickxellaceae. The record is from RefSeq and is a predicted model, not a curated record.